Molecule: messenger RNA, 3924 nt
Organism: Rhagoletis pomonella (apple maggot)
Lineage: Eukaryota; Metazoa; Arthropoda; Insecta; Diptera; Tephritidae
Product: ubiquitin-conjugating enzyme E2 Q2
Exons: 8
Coding region: 1474-2643 (389 amino acids)
Biological process (GO): protein polyubiquitination
Cellular component (GO): nucleus
Molecular function (GO): ubiquitin conjugating enzyme activity
Source: RefSeq, a predicted model, not a curated record
UUAAAAUUGAUUGGUGAUAAACUUGAAUUAAUCAAUAUGGCAAUGCUGCCGGCGCAUCGCAAUCGCUGUCUUCGUUUUAUACCCUUUGUAAAUUUUUGUCUUCCGUUUCACUUUGCUUCUUGUAUUUGUUGGCGAAAGUGAUUUUCGGUUUGGUUAAUUUUCACAGCUCUGCGAAUCUUUUGUGCUUUAAUAGAAACUUUAAUCGCGUGUGUGAUAAUUAACAACGAAUAACAUUUUGUAAAAAAAUAUACCAAACUGCAAUAGAACUUUGAAGAAACUAGACAAUUUCAUAAGUGCAAAGGAAGAAAAAUUGCAAUUUUACAUUUUGUGAACAAUGGAAAUAGGAUCCCGAACGGUGUGUGAGGGAUAGUGUUGGUAGUCUGGAUGAAAAGGCAAAGGCAGCGGAAUUGAAGUGAAAAGGGACUUGUAGACCUCUGUGGCCAAUUCCAAGUUUGUGCUCAGUAAAUUUCUUCGAUUCGGUUCGAUUUCUUCACCGCAGCUUAUUUUUUCCUCUUGUCGCAGUAUGCACUUCAUGUCGUCUUUUGUCGUAUCUCAUUGUACUUUCGUACGUUUUGGUCGAUUUUGAGUUUUUGAUUUGAUUUUUUACUCAUCUAAUUUAAUUUAAUAACUACGAACGCGUACAUAUUUUUUGAUAACAUUAUCAAAAUUGCCAUUUAUUAUAAGAAGGCAUAAAAACUGUAAAUUUCUAGUGAAAAAAAAACGAAAAAAUUUAUACAUAAUUUCAUGAUACGUAAUUUGCCAAACGUAAAAAAGUGUGAAAUAAUAACUUUGUAGUGUUUUCUAUGUAUUAAAACAUCGAAGUUCUAAAAGUUUGAGAAAGAAAAAAUUCGAUUUCUAAAUAGAAAUCCGCCCUAAAUCGACCUGGAACAGCGAUUUCUGGCGACUGUUACUGCGCAGUCGACAGAGAUAUCAGCGUUAAGGUUGACGUUGGCGUUGCUAGUAUUGACGGUUACGGUGGAUAAAACGGCCGUGUACCUGGGCGCCUUUACACACCCGCACAUUCAGCCGGUCCAACCCUACGUUCUUUGCUGCCUGAUUUUGACAUCAGCAGAUUCGUGCUUUCGAUUAGCAACUCGGUGAGCCACUGCGUAGUGCUCGAGUAUCGAGCAAACACGAGCAACCCAGCAUCAUCGCGUUUGCAAUUUAACAGUUAAUGCACCUAAAGUAACAAAUCGAAAUACAAAGAAAGUGACAAACCUAAAAACUCGCCUCUGUGGAAGAAAAUAACUAACUGUGACAACCAGUCUCGGGAGUCCCAGCAUCAGCAACAUUAUCAUCAUACAUAUUGGUGGCAACUCAAGUGGCAAGCAAAGGGAAGACGAAGUAAAUAAGCGAAAGAAAAGUGACUUUAAACAACCCCCUCUGCUGCUUACUCCGCAGUCGACACCAUAACUUAAUUUACCCAGCUGAGCGGCUAAACACGAGGCCAACGCAGAUUCUGACUGCUUCAAGAUGGCUUGUUUGAACACAUUGAAGUUGGAAAUAAAAACGCUGGAAAAGAUAUUUAACAAGAACCACGAGCGCUUUCAAAUACUGAAUUCCAGUGUUGACGAGCUGACAUGCCGAUUUAUUGGCAAAAAUGGCAAGCGUUAUGAUAUCCACGCCAACAUUACGGAAACGUAUCCAUCCUCGCCACCCGUUUGGUUUGCAGAGAGUGAAGAGACAAGCGUAACAAAUGCCGUACAAAUACUCAGCAAUACGAAUGGACGUGAUAAUCAUGUUAUAAAUCAGGUUGGCAUAUUGUUACGUGAACUGUGCCGCCUGCACAAUGUCCCACUGCCACCCGAUAUCGAUAACCUCACCAUACCGUUUCAAUUGCCACCUCCAAGUGCGUCACCAUUGCAUCAACAGCCCGCAGCGCAGCACCAGAUCGAGGACAUCGAUUCUGACCAAGAUGAGGUGGAGGAUCUGAUUUGCGAGAGCGAGCAAGAGAGUGAGGGUGACGAAGAUCUGCCAUUGGAAAUGGAUGACGGACGCAGCGCGAAUAAAGUUGAGAAGGAUGAAAUGGAAGUUGAACACCUGGCCACAUUAGAAAGACUGCGACAAAGUCAAAGACAAGACUAUUUAAAGGGUUCAGUUUCCGGUUCCGUACAAGCGACCGACCGUCUCAUGAAGGAGCUGCGUGACAUUUACCGCUCCGAUUCUUUUAAGAGUAAUAUGUACUCUAUAGAGUUGGUAAACGAUUCGAUAUACGAAUGGAAUAUACGCCUGAAAUCAGUCGAUCCCGAUAGUCCGCUACACAACGACUUGGUCAUGCUCAAGGAGAAGGAGGGCAAAGAUAGCAUAUUGCUGAAUAUUAUUUUCAAAGAAACCUAUCCAUUUGAACCGCCAUUCGUGCGAGUUGUGCAUCCGAUAAUAUCAGGCGGAUAUGUACUUGUGGGCGGUGCCAUUUGUAUGGAAUUGUUAACAAAACAGGGCUGGAGUUCCGCUUACACAGUAGAAGCUGUAAUUAUGCAAAUAGCUGCAACAUUGGUAAAAGGCAAAGCCAGAAUACAAUUUGGCGCUACAAAGGCCUUAUCACAGGGUCAGUACAGCUUGGCACGCGCACAGCAGAGCUUCAAGUCCCUGGUGCAAAUACACGAGAAGAAUGGCUGGUUCACCCCGCCAAAGGAAGAUGGCUAAGAAACGCAGUAUGCCAUUCGAAGAUUUUUUCUCUACCCUUACAUAUAGCGAGUAGUUUGUCAUACAUAAUAUAUAAUACACGUUUUUAUCACAUCCUUGGUUUAACACAACUAAAUAUAAACAUUAAAUAUACUUAAAUUAUAGUUGAUAUAAAACGCAAACAAAUCUAUCCAUGUAUACAUAAAAAAGGCACUAUGCAUAUAAGAAAACUAGAAAAAAUGUAGGUGAACACAUUAAGGUGUAAGCAAAUAAUCAUAAAAAUGUGUGAACACUUGGCAGGAAAGCGCAAAUAUAACAUAUAUACAUACUUUUAAACAUAAUUUUUAAAACUACUUUAUAAAAUAUUAAAUACGUUUAGAUAUGGUUUAUAGGAUAUAGGGAGCAAUACCACACACGUGAGGGGGAAUAUAACCAACAGCCACAAUAUUUGUAAAUGAACUGAAUAUUUUUUACACCUAUUAAAAUUUUUCGUUUGUCAUUUUGUGAAAAGACCAAGAGUAUGCGCUUAAGAUUUCAAAAACAAAAACCUUCUGUAUAUGCAUGUUGUUUAACUAAGCUGUCAUUAGUGUACUUUUGGUGUUACAAUCACUGUUUGGUGAAGAAAAAAAUAUUUUGUUAGGCACUGAAAAACAAAGAAAAUAAAUACAUUUUGUAUAAUUGUUGCAUUGAUGGUAAAAUGAAGAAUUCAUCAAGAAUAUGUGUAAAUAAAUACAUAUAUGUAUAAUAUAUUUCAAUUUAUUUGUUUGCAUGUAGGUACAGUCGUCUGUCUAUAUAUGCAUAUGUAUGUACACAUUUUUAGUUGCAAUUUCCCUCACCUGGAAUCGAAAUCUGUGUUUUGUACUACCUUAAAACAGUUAAAUCAUGUGUGUAUUGUUAUAAAGAACGAACGUAGAAUGUGAAAUGUAGUUAGUUUUUAAACGACAAAUGGAAUAAGCAAGCAGAUACAAAGUACUUUUAGGUCGACUUUAUUUUAACAAUGAAUACGCCCCAAAGCUUAAAUAAAUGCAAAGCUUCAACUAAUUUUGCUUAAAGCUAAUGGCUGUAAAAUCACAUUAUAUUAAUUUUUAACUCAAAUAUUAAGACAUAAUAAUUUAGAAACGGCGAAGUGUAUUGGAUCGAUAAGUGUGUAUGUAAAUGAGGAAAAUUUUGUAAAUUUUGAAAAAUUAAUUUGCGCUUGACCGUAUUUUUUAUAAAUGAUGGAGAGAGAGCCAUUAUUCAUGCUUGAAAAAAAAAAGAAAAUAAAGGGCAAACUCAACAAAAUCGUAUACAAAUCUACUAAAA